AUGUAUUUAACAGCUCGUCUUGCCCUCUUGUCCCUCUGGGCUCUCUCAUCUUCGGCCCAUUUCAUCCUUCAAUAUCCGACCUCUCUGGGCUUCGAUGAUGAGGCGGAGGGUACCUCCCCUUGCGGUGGCUUCGAUCCCACCUUCAACAGCACCGACGACGACUCCAUUCCCGUCGGUGGUUUCCCCGUCUCCAUGAUGAGCACUCAUCCCGCUUCCAACUGGCUCUUCCGUGUGACCCUCGACCACCAAGCGCCAUUCAACUGGACCAACUUGUUGCCUGUUGUCGACGAAACCGGCCUUGGUCAAUUCUGCCUCCCCAAUCUCAAGGCCCCCGACAGCUUUGCUGGUCAGUCCGGUCUUGUCCAGGUGAUACAACAAGGUCCUGACGGCAUUCUGUAUCAGUGCGCCGCCGUUAACUUCGUCACUGGAGUCAACACCACCGUCAGCUCUAGCUGCACCAACGUGACCGGCUUGACAGCCACCAUUACCGACCAACAGAACUUUGAUACCAGCACCGCACCGAGCGCCUCUGGAUCUGCCACUUCUUCCACCAGUGCCUCAGCUAGUGCUGCAUCUGCGAGUUCUUCUGGCUUCGCUGCUCCCACCAAUGCUCCUCAACUUGUGCAGCAUCUCCUCGCUGCCGCCGGUGUCGUGGUCCCUUUCCUGUUGUAG
Messenger RNA from Rhinocladiella mackenziei CBS 650.93, 672 nucleotides. RefSeq lists its product as uncharacterized. The coding region runs from base 1 to 672 and encodes 223 amino acids. The record is from RefSeq and is a predicted model, not a curated record. Lineage: Eukaryota; Fungi; Ascomycota; Eurotiomycetes; Chaetothyriales; Herpotrichiellaceae. The transcript has 2 exons.